AUGUCUCGUCCUGCUACCACUACUAUAACCUUGGAAGAGUGUGACAAGCAUGCCUCGGAGGGAGACUUUUGGGUGGUUGUGGAAACCUACGUCUUGGAUCUAUCCUCUUUUCUCCAGCAUCAUCCUGGUAGAGCUCGGAAGAUUAUCCAAAAGAGAAAGGAACUGGGGUGUGACAUUACACCCAACUUUCUCAAUCACUUUGGCCAUACGGUACGCACAUUUCGACAGGCUUGCCAAGAGUUUGAUCGGACCCAAGAACCGGUUUCUUUUGACUUUCAGGAAACAGCCAACAAUAAGAACGCCCCAGUUGUCAUUUUGGGGAAGAUUGGGUCAGGAUAA
Molecule: messenger RNA, 339 nt
Organism: Seminavis robusta
Lineage: Eukaryota; Bacillariophyta; Bacillariophyceae; Naviculales; Naviculaceae
Source: the annotation of a GenBank genome assembly